Molecule: messenger RNA, 302 nt
Organism: Staurois parvus
Lineage: Eukaryota; Metazoa; Chordata; Amphibia; Anura; Ranidae
Source: the annotation of a GenBank genome assembly
UUUUAUUAGAGCAGAACACUGUACCUUUAAUUUAAAUGCCCUUGGAGUCUGCUGGGGAAGAGAAAUAAUACUGUCAGUUAGUAUGACAUGCAGAUGAGUGCCGUCGAUCUUAGAAUCACCGCACACUUCACUCAUUUGGGCAGUCACGGGGCCAAAACCAGAAGUGGCGGAGCAGAAGCAGCUUCAAUUGAAAAAGAGGAUGAGGAUGAAGAAGAAGAAGAAGAGGAUGAGGAUGAAGAAGAAGAAGAAGAUGAGGAUGAAGAAGAAGAGGCAGAGGAAGAAGUAGGAUGAAAAUAAGAAGA